CAGGGCAGUACCCAAACCUCCGCUGGCAGCGCCCUGGUGCAGGAUCUGCCUCACGUGCACGAGAAGGUGCAGGAAAUCAAAUGACUGCCCGAUGGCUAUCCUCGAGAGGAAGAAGUCACUCAACUACCUUGUGCUCGAUGAGGUAACCGAUGAUGACAACUCUGUUGUCACCCUGACACCAUGUAGAGGCUCCAGCUUCUCCACUGUCCUGCUCAAGGCACCUCAAGCAGUUCUGGCGCAUCAUCCCCACAAAUGAGGCUUUCGUCCGAAGCGACCGGGCGGCGAUGGCCUUGCUAUCGCCGAAGAGGCCAUCUGGAGGUAUGUCGGUGAGCCGCUGUGCUGCCUCAUGUACCGGUACCACACUGAUAGCUGUCUUUGGAGUUCAUUACCCUGGAUGGCCUUGUCUUCAGGUAAACGAGAGGAAAGGUACAAUCAAGUUCCAGCUGAAUAAGGUCCUCUGCAUUGGUGUCGCUAUGAGCAAUCUGUCGCUGUGGGAGAAGCAAAUCCAGCUGAACAUUGAGAUGAGCAUCAAUUUCCGGUUUGGAAAGAUGUCACCCAGGAUUCUGGUGUGGUGCGUGGGUUCAUCAAUGGUGAGUCCGUCCCUGGCAGCCAUCGUGCUGCAUUCUUUGAUGUCGCCGGGCCGAGAGGACGUAGCUGCUGUCUUGCUGCUGGAUCUUGGACGACCUUGAGCAUGAGGUGUCCAGCAAGCCUGCAUAGAAAUCAAGUACCACGUGAAGGUAAGCCACUCUCUCCAAACCCAGUACCUUGCUAGUCAUCAGUGUGGGUUAUGGUAUUGCUCAAUGCGAGUAAUAGGUUGGGGUGUACUAAGAAUCGUCAGAAAAUUUGUGUUUUGAGGCAAGUCUGGAUGUACCCUGCUCUAGAGUUGAGAGUACUUCUAUGGACAAGAUCCAGAAUUUGCACAUGGCUCCUGUAGUUUCCAGCUGCCUAGAGGCUACAGCUGCCUAGUUGUUCCUCAUGCUCUGUGGGUGUUCUUCUGAAAUGCAAGUUUGGAUUCUCUAGAUGUACUAGUCUGCACAACACAAUAGAAGCACUAGUGGCUGUUGGUAUAUAUGGUCUUUUU
Messenger RNA from Lolium rigidum, 1081 nucleotides. RefSeq lists its product as uncharacterized. The record is from RefSeq and is a predicted model, not a curated record. Lineage: Eukaryota; Viridiplantae; Streptophyta; Magnoliopsida; Poales; Poaceae. Bases 285 to 689 code for a protein of 134 amino acids. The transcript has 5 exons.